Lactuca saligna is the source of this 1044-nucleotide messenger RNA. The record is from the annotation of a GenBank genome assembly. Lineage: Eukaryota; Viridiplantae; Streptophyta; Magnoliopsida; Asterales; Asteraceae.
GCAAUGAUAAAACAAAUACAAGAAAAUAGGGACGAAAAAAAAAAACCCAAAACAAUACAUUAGCCGAUGAACAAUAAUUUUAUAUUUGAGGGUAGAUUUUGUAAAUGUUGGUUGGAAAACACUAGAAAUUAUCCACAUGGUGACGUGGACUAAUGUAGUUCGAUCUUUAACAUGCUCUAAAAUGCGACACAAAACAAACUGACGACGACGUUAAAAGCGAGUCACUGACUCAGAAUCGAAUCGGUCUUUCUGGUUACCCCUCAAAUGACGUCAAUUUUGGGUUCUAGUUCUACCCCUUUAUCUCGAUUUCUCCCAAAAUCAAUACUCAAUCGCAGCAACCUCUUCCCUUUAUCGAAAUCAACUCGACAUUCGUUCACGAAAAUCGUCAAUUUUGGCGGAUUAGGGCUUGAAUCUGGUAGCCGGGUUUCAUAUCGAAGCAAGAGAGGGUUUAGAGGUGGAAUUAUGGCUAUGGCGGAUUCCGGUCCCGUUCAGAAAUCAGAGGAUGAGUGGCGUGCAGUUCUAUCUCCUGAACAGUUUCGUAUCUUGAGACAAAAAGGAACCGAGUAUCCAGGAACAGGUCAAUAUAACCAUUUUUAUGAAGAGGGAGUGUACACUUGUGCAGGAUGCAACACUCCUCUUUACAAAUCAACCACAAAGUUUAACUCCGGUUGUGGGUGGCCGGCGUUCUAUGAAGGUCUUCCCGGAGCUAUAAACCGCCAUGCUGAUCCAGAUGGAAUGAGGGUGGAGAUCACGUGCGCAGCAUGUGGAGGGCAUCUUGGGCAUGUAUUCAAAGGUGAAGGUUUUCGUACACCAACAGAUGAACGCCAUUGUGUUAAUAGCAUCUCCCUUAAAUUUACGACUGGAAAUUAAAUAAUUAGUUGAAUUAAAUAAUUAGUUGUUCUUGUUCUUGGUCAUAUGUUUUUAUGAGUUUGAUAUGACCUAUUGUUGAACUUUGGGUUUUGUUGUAUUUAUAAUGAAACUGUCCUUGAAUCUACUUUCAUAACCUGUUAUAAAGCAGUUAUUUUUAUUAAAAAAAAGAAAAAA